Molecule: messenger RNA, 1878 nt
Organism: Dendrobium catenatum
Lineage: Eukaryota; Viridiplantae; Streptophyta; Magnoliopsida; Asparagales; Orchidaceae
Product: oxalate--CoA ligase
Exons: 4
Coding region: 69-1646 (525 amino acids)
Biological process (GO): fatty acid metabolic process
Molecular function (GO): medium-chain fatty acid-CoA ligase activity
Source: RefSeq, a predicted model, not a curated record
CCAAAACCAACCACAGCUUUCGCGUUCUUCGGCCUCGUAUUUUGUUGUAACUUGGUUUUCCUUCGAUCAUGGCAGAACAAACCCUCACCGGAGACCUAAAACUAGCCGCCAGAAAAUUCCCAUCUCGGCGAUCGCUAUCCGUUCCCGGCAAGAUUGAAAUCACGUACUCUCGCCUCGACAGCUUAAUCGACUCCGCCGCCUCAAGCCUAAUCGCCGCCGGUGUGGUCCCCGGAGAUGUUAUCGCGCUCACAUUCCCCAACACCGUUGAGUUCGUGAUUAUGUUUUUGGCGGUUAUCAGAUCGCGCGCGACGGCCGCGCCGCUCAAUUCUUCGUAUACUCAGGAGGAGUUCGAGUUCUACCUCUCCGACUCUGAAUCGAAGCUUCUCCUCACGAAUAAGCAGGGGAAUGCUGCGGCGGUUAAUGCCGCGGCCAAGCUUGGCUUACCCCACGCCACAGCCGAUCUGCCCGACGCCUCCAGCGUCGUGCAGAUAGACGGACUGCCGGGCACAGCGGUCGUAACAGACGAUUAUCCAUCGCCGGUUUCUACAAUCGCCAACGAGACCUCCGACGUUGCACUUUUCCUGCACACCUCCGGCACAACAAGCCGGCCGAAGGGGGUUCCCCUCACACAGCAAAACCUCGCCGCUUCGGUCAAGAACAUCCGAUCAGUCUACCGCAUCACGGAAACCGACUCAACCCUCAUCGUUCUCCCCCUCUUCCACGUACACGGUCUCCUCGCCGGGCUCCUCAGCUCGCUCACAGCCGGUGCUGCCGUGGCUCUGCCGGCCGUUGGACGAUUCUCUGCUUCGACCUUCUGGACAGACAUGCGGGCAGCCGGCGCCACCUGGUACACUGCGGUUCCCACCCUUCACCAGAUCCUACUUGACCGCCAUGCCUCAGCAUCGGAGGCGCCAUACCCGCCGCUCCGGUUCAUCCGCAGCUGCAGCGCGUCGCUAGCUCCGGCGGUUUUCUCGCAUUUAGAGGCUACUUUUGGAGCGCCGGUACUGGAGGCGUACGCGAUGACGGAAGCCUCGCAUCUAAUGUGCACGAAUCCACUGCCAGAAGACGGUCCACACAAACCCGGUUCUGUGGGACGGCCAGUCGGUCAAGAAUUGGCAAUUCUCGACGAGGCCGGUGCUGUUCGGCCGCCAGGAUUUCCUGGUGAGGUCUGCAUCAGAGGACCGAACGUGACCAAGGGGUAUAAGAAUAACACGGAGGUGAACCAGGCCGCUUUCUUGCACGGUUGGUUUCACACUGGCGAUAUUGGUUUCGUUGACGAUGAUGGGUAUCUUCACCUUGUCGGCCGCAUCAAGGAGCUCAUCAACCGAGGAGGUGAAAAGAUUUCGCCUAUUGAGGUUGAUGCCGUGUUGCUAGCCCACCCGGGAGUCUCACAGGCGGUGGCCUUCGGCGUUCCUGAUGACAAGUACGGCGAGGAGAUAAACUGUGCUGUGAUUCCGAGAGAAGGGACAGAGAUUGAUGUGGAGGAGAUGAAGAGUUACUGCAAGAAAAAUCUGGCAUCAUUCAAAGUACCGAAGAAAUUUUUUGUGACGGAGUCGCUACCGAAGACGGCGACCGGUAAGAUCCAGCGGCGGAUGGUGGCCGAGCAAUUUGUGGCUCAGGCGAAAGCUACCAAGGUCGGGGCUUAAGCUUUUACCUUUAAGCUUAAUUAAAUUGUUCGGCUCAUUUCGAUCGGUUAUAUUGCUAAACAAGAAGAAGGCUUAGAAGUUAUAGGAAUAGCUUGAAAGCGGACAUAGAAAAAAUUAAAAAUAAUAAUGCUUGUAAGAUAUUAUGAUAAAAAAAGCUUUAAGAUGGAUUUGUAUUAAUCUCAAUAUAAAUUAGACGGUUUGUAAGUAUAUGUUGAUAGAUUUUACAUCAAUA